AUGAUUGAAGAAGAUACGGAGUCAGUACGUUCUGGUACGUAUUCUGCUGAUCUACAGCCGCUGGAUUUCGAUGCGCGCAGCAGAGUACAGAUAAAUGAUGUCACUAACUUCGACCACGAUCAAUUUGAGAAGUACCUGGUCAGGCCUGACUACGUCAAGUUGCUCAAGAAACAGGCUGACUGCGAUAUAUUACCCUUUAAAAGAUUAUUUCUAGCUCAAGAACUGCAACUGGGUGGUUCUUCUGUCACUGUAUCUCGUUUUAGCAAAGACGGUACACUCUUUUGUGUCGGUUGUAAAGAUGGAUCACUUAUGGUGCUGAAAGUGCUGCAGACUAAAUCAGAGAAGCUUGGUAUUAGUGAUGCCGAGUGUGAAGAGACAGGCAAGCGUAAGAUACAGUAUGCUCCGAUUUUCAAUGAGUUGGAUAUCGUAUCUUUGAACUCAGAUGAAAAGGUUCAUAGAGAAGUGCUAGACCUCUCAUGGUCCGUUAACCAUUUUUUGCUAGUCUCAUCAGUUGACAGUUACGUAACAUUAUGGACACCAUUUGAUGGGAACCGUCCAAUUAUGAGGUUCGAUCAUCCUGACUUAGUUACGAGCGCUAAAUUUAUAGAGGCAGAUGAUAGAUUUUUUAUCAGCGGUUGUCUGGACCAUUGCGUGAGGUUCUGGUCUGUGACGGAUAACCGGGUUGAAUACAGCUUCAACUGUGAGGAGCCCAUAAAUGUGGUAACAGUAUCUCCUGGGAUGUCCCACUUCACAGUUGUUGGCACAUUUGGUGGUUACAUUUAUGUGUUUUCCACAAUGGGCUUGAAGUUGAUUGAUAAAUUUCAUAUAAUCAAUGGCAGGUCAAUUGAUGGUAAUUUGCGCAAUGGAGCUGAUAAAAUAAAAAUUACUGGCAUAGAAUGGAUAGUUACAGAUAACAGGUUAGACGAGAUACAAGAAGAUAACGAGUAUAGCACCGCUAGAAUAGUGGUCACAUCGGGAGACGAAAGAAUCAGAGUGUUUAAACUGACAGAAGGGGGCUAUCAUAACUUGGAAUUGAAAGGUUUCCAUUGUGAGCAGUUUAGACAUCGGGCUCAGCUAUGUAUUUGGGAUGACAAACCAUUCAUAUAUUGCAGCAGUGAAGACCAAUGGUUCUAUGUGUGGAGGUUAAAUUACCAGGAUCUCAUGCUAACUAGAGCAACCAAUGAGAUUCUAUAUGCUAGCACUACACACCGCAGAAGAAGAACAGAACGGAUUCUGGGACACACAAAAGAAGUGACCUCUAGUGUAUUAGAUAUGUUCUUCAGUACAUACGCAGCGGCAGAUGUAGAGAUGGGGAGUAACGACAAAGGCAUGAGACAUGGUCAACAACAAUCGAUGACGUUUAGCCAUGAGAGUACUGUUACACAGACGAUGCCCAUCGGACAACCGACAGGUUCUACUACAAAGUCAACAAUCGAAGAACAACGAGAAGAGAACUACAUACUCAGACACUCUCAUACUUUCUCAUUCCACGCGCAUGAUCACCCUAUUACAACUGUCAAUAUAGCACCGAUAGGUACCAUAGCUGCAGUGACACAAUCAAAUGACUUCAUAUAUGAGUUUACGUGCAGAUGUUAUUCAAACAACGUAGAGUUGAGAGACGUAGAGAUGGACUCCUGUGAUAUCAUAGGCCCCAUAGUGGUUACGACAGACAGUGUUGGCAAGUUGCGAGUGUUUAGAACUGAUUUGUCAGACAUCGCUAGAGAGACUUUGAUAAAUGUCUUGCACAGUGCAAUGGAGACAAAACAGUCUACAUUCUGA
Messenger RNA from Nakaseomyces glabratus, 1779 nucleotides. RefSeq names its product Dgr2p (gene DGR2). The record is from RefSeq and is a predicted model, not a curated record. Gene Ontology annotation, molecular function: protein binding. NCBI's taxonomy places the organism in Eukaryota, Fungi, Ascomycota, Saccharomycetes, Saccharomycetales, Saccharomycetaceae.